Molecule: messenger RNA, 4895 nt
Organism: Belonocnema kinseyi
Lineage: Eukaryota; Metazoa; Arthropoda; Insecta; Hymenoptera; Cynipidae
Gene: eIF5B
Product: eukaryotic translation initiation factor 5B
Exons: 15
Coding region: 170-3946 (1258 amino acids)
Molecular function (GO): GTPase activity; translation initiation factor activity; GTP binding
Source: RefSeq, a predicted model, not a curated record
CAAGAAGUGAGCAGCUUCGUGACAUUCGAAUAGUGGUGAAGAAUAACCGGUGAUAGCCGUCAAUUUUCCAAAGUUUGAAUUUUAAUUCUCAUGUUGCAGGAUCUCGCGAUCGUGGAUUAUUUUACGCGCAAAAAGUGGUGAAAUAUAAUAAAAGUUUGUGAAGUGAAAGAUGGGAAAGGCAAAAAAAGGAAAGCGUACUGACAAGGACGAUGAAGUUGACAGCGACUUCGAAAUUGAGGAACAAGUCAACAAUGAGUCAGCAAAGUCAAAAUCGAAAGCAAAGGACAAGAAGAAGAAAAAGGGCGACGAUAUUGACGAAAUAACGGAAGAACUGGGCGAUUUAAAAGUUGAUAAAAAACCGGCGAAAAAAGAUAAGAAGUCUAAAAAAGGUGCCGAAGACUCAGACGAGGAAAUUGAUUCAGCAGUGAAAUCGAAAGGGAGGAAAGGUUCCUCGGCGCCAAACCUAGAAGGAUGUUCAGAUUCCGAGGCUGAAAUCUCGAAGGCAAAGCAAAAAAAUCGAAAAAAAGGAAAAAAAAAUCAGGAAGAGAGUGAGGAUGAGGAUGAGGAACCAAGACAGAAGGCAAAGAAAAAUAAGAAGGGAAAGAAGGGUCACGAUGAUAGUGAGGAUGAAGAGGAGGAGGAUCAAAAGCCGAAGGGAAAAAAGAGUAAAAAGGGAAAGAAGCAAGUGGAGUCUGAUGAUUCUGAUUUGGAUGCAAAGAAGCCAAAAGGAAAAUCAAAAAAGGGUAAAAAGAAUGUGGAUUCUGAGGCUUCUGAAGAUGAGGAAGAAUCUGUGAAGGGAAAAAGUAAAGGAAAGAAGGGAAAGAAGGUUGAUUCUGAGGAGGAAGUGGAGGAGAAGAAGGGAAAGGCGAAAGGGAAAAAUAAAGGGAGGAAAGCUUCGGAGUCUGAGGAUGAUUUUACGGCUGAAAAGGCCAAACCUGCGAAAGGAAAUAAAGCUCCAGUUGCGAGAGGAGGAUUUGCUCUUCUCGAUGUUGAAGGAGACGACGAUGAUGAAAAUGAUGAGGAACCACCCUACGAGAGUGAAAAUGAAUCUGAAAAAACCACGAGUGUUGACCGAUGCAAAAAUGUGAAACCACAACCGGCGCAAGAUCCAAAGAAAGGCAAAAAAGGAAAGAAAAAACGUAAUGACAGUGACGAGGAUAUUGAUAAAGUCCUGGCUGAACUAGAAUUGGAAUAUGCUGGACAAAAGAAGGAUGCUCUGGAAGUUGCAAAGGCAGAGGAGGAUGACAAGAAAAAAGGAAAGGGUAAAGAAAAGGAAAAGAAAGUGGAGAAAAAUGAAGGAAAGGAUGAAGACGACCAAGAAAGUGGUACUGUGAAAUCCGCUGCUCAGAAAAAGAAGGAAAAGAAGGAGAGGGAAAGGCAAAAGAAACUCGCCCAGAAGAAAGCUGAGGCGGUUAAAAAAGGAGACGAACCGAAGACCGAAAAACCUGAAAACGAAGCCAAGGUAGAAAAGGCAGCAGAAAAGGCUGCUGAUAAAAUCCCAGAAGAUGAUGCUGAAGAAGGUGAAAGUGGCACGAAGAAAAAGAAAGGCGCCAAGGAAGAUCCGAAGGAUAAAGCAAAGGGACCUAGCAAAAAGGCAAUUCAGUUGAUGCAGGAAGCGUUGAAACUGGCAAAGGAGGAGGAAGAGCGAUUGCAGCGUGAGGAGGAGGAGAGAAUUCGGCUUGAGGAAGAGCGAGAGGAUGCUCGUUUGUUGGCAAUUAAGCUUGAGCAAGAAAAAAAAGACAAGAAGAAAUUGAAGGAAAAGCAGAGAAAAGAGAGGCUGAAGGCGGAAGGAAAAUUGUUGACGCCAAAGCAAAAGCAGGCACAGCUUCGGGCACAGAUGACACUUGAAAAUCUCAAAGCAAGUGGCUUGUUGCCCGAUCCGGUGGAGAAGAAGCCGAGACCGGGCACCCGGAUAAAGCCGGCGAAGAUGAAAUCGCAGACGAGUACGGAGGAGAAAGAUGAGAAAAAGGAGGAUCGGACGACUGAGGUCCAGGUUGAAAUUGUAGAUAAGCAGCAGAAGGUCGAGGAAGAGAAGGAGGAUGAAGUCAAGGAUUCCUGGGAUGCGGAGUCGAGCGAUGAACCAGAAGAAGAUAAAUCUGAUGAGGGUUCCAAGGAUGAUAAGCAAAACUCGAAGGAAGCAACACCUGCCAAGGAUUCCUCGGAUAAUGAAUCUGAAUCUGAUAGUGACUCAGAGAGUGAUGAGGGAAGUGAUGAUGAUAGUGGAGCAGAUGACAAAAUAUCGGAUGCUCAGCGGAAAAAGGAAAAAGCCAGGUUGAGAAUAGAAAGCAGGAGAAAGGAGGCUGACAAGAAAAAGACCCUGGAUGAUCUGAGAGCUGGGGUUGUCUGUGUUUUGGGUCAUGUAGAUACCGGAAAAACGAAAAUCUUAGACAAACUUAGGAGAACGAAUGUCCAGGAUGGAGAAGCGGGAGGAAUCACUCAACAGAUUGGAGCCACAAAUGUUCCUAUCGAGGCGAUUUACGAUUCUACAAGACACGUGAAAGGGUUUGCAGACAAGCAAUUGAAAAUCCCGGGUCUUUUGAUCAUCGACACCCCCGGUCACGAAUCUUUCAGUAAUUUGAGAAAUCGAGGAUCUUCCCUCUGCGAUAUUGCAAUUCUAGUUGUAGAUAUCAUGCACGGUCUCGAGCCUCAAACAAUAGAGAGUAUCAAUCUUCUGAAAGCGAAGAAGACCCACUUCGUGGUCGCGCUUAAUAAAAUCGAUAGGAUCUACGAUUGGAAUUCGGUGAAUCGGAAAGAUGUACAAGACAUCAUCAAGACACAGUCGAUAAAUUCCCAGAGGGAGUUUGAAAAACGAGCCAAGGAGGUGAUUGUUCAAUUCGCCGAGCAGGGUUUGAACGCAGCCCUCUUUUACGAGAAUCCAGAUCCUAGGAGUUACGUUUCUUUGGUGCCAACGAGCGCCAUAACUGGAGAGGGUAUGGGAAAUCUUCUCGCGAUGAUUGUCGAACAUUGCCAAGGACCUUUGGCGAAGAAAUUGAUGUAUAGUGAAGAAUUGCAAGCCACAGUUUUGGAAGUUAAAGCUCUUCCAGGUCUUGGAACAACGAUAGAUUGUAUUCUAGUCAACGGAAAAUUGAGAGAAGGUGACACGAUGAUUGUUGCCGGAACUGACGGACCGAUCGUAACGACAAUUCGAUCUCUUCUCAUGCCUCAGCCAAUGAAGGAGUUGAGAGUUAAGGUCCUCGGAAAUAUAAAACUCGCCGAAAGGGGAGUUUUCGUCCAGGCUUCAACCCUCGGAGCUUUGGAGGCGCUUUUGGAUUUCCUCAAAACCAGCAAAAUACCGUACGCUGGAAUUCGUAUCGGUCCAGUUGUCAAAAAGGACGUGAUGAAGGCGUCCAUCAUGUUGGAGCACGAUAGCCAAUACGCGACGAUUCUUGCCUUCGACGUGAAAAUCGAGAAGGAUGCCCAGGAAUUAGCAGAUUCUAUUGGCGUGAAAAUCUUCCAGGCAGACAUCAUCUACCAUCUUUUCGACAAGUUCACCGCCUAUAGGGAGGAGCUCAGGCAACGUAAACGUGACGAGCACAAACAUAUCGCAGUCUUCCCCUGCAAGUUGAAAGUCAUGCCAACAUUUAUCUUCAAAACUCGAGACCCCAUCGUUGCUGGAGUGAUGGUGGAGGCCGGAAUCAUCAGACCCGGAACGCCAGUUUGUGUCCCCAGCAAAGAGUUCAUUGAUCUGGGAGUGGUGACGAGUGUCGAGAUGAACCACAAGCCAGUGGAGUUUGCCAGAAAGGGCCAGGAAGUUUGCAUCAAAAUUGAACCAGUUCCUGGUGAAGCGCCCAAGAUGUACGGAAGACACUUUGACGAAAAGGACUUUAUUAUCAGCAAGAUAAGCCGACAGAGUAUAGACGCUUGCAAGGACUACUUUAGAGAUGACCUCCUCAAAACUGAUUGGCAGCUGAUGGUAGAACUGAAAAAACUCUUCCAGAUUCUCUAAAAACCUAGAAUCCCUUAGUCGAACUUGAGAACUACGAAUUGAAAAUGGAAUCUGUGCCUCUCCAUUUGUUUAUAAAGCUCAUCACACAUUAAUCGAAUUGAAAUCAAACGCGAAUCGAAUCACUAUCGCUCACUCUCUUAUCAUCCAAGUGUUUUUUUUCUCUGGACUCAAAAACACAAAAGUGAGAUUUAAUCUCCCUCAUCAAAUCCGAUAAAACGCGUUUUAAAAAGUUCACAUCCGCGCAAAGCUGCAAAUACGCAGUCCUAAUUUAUAAGGAGUUCGUCUCCCUUUUUCUUGGGAUUUUUUUUUAUUUUUUCAGGACAAAUGGAGGAAUGAGAAAAUCGCCAAUAAGAGAAAGCAAGGCCUCUAGAAUUUUCAAAAAUAAAUAGGUAGAUAGAUAGGCUAGACUAGAUAGGUGUAACAUAUUAAGAAGGGUGAAACGAAAAAAUAAUUCGCAAUUAACAAUGCAAUAUUUGUUAUUAACGCUUUUUCCAGAAAUCUGCGCCUGAAUAUUUCCCAAAAAAAGAGAUUCAAGUUUUUAAAAACGGAUCUUUUUAUCUCAAUGAUCAGAUUUUUUUAAAUUUUGAGUGGCGCUGCUUUUUGGUAAAGUUUUUUCGCGAACGAUCUGGUGAAUGAUUAUUGAUUACUAUUUAAAAAAAAUGAUUAGGAUAAACCAUUCUACAGUGGAUAAUAAUUAAUUAAUAGCGCAAAUAUACGUAAAAUAAUAAACUUUUUGCAUACAUUAGUAUUUUUAAUUAUUCAUUAUUGACUUUAGGAAGGUUCCCUCUAUAUUAAAAAAUAUAAAUAAAUAGUGUACGCAAGGAAAAUCGUGAAGUGUGAAUUCUGUGUUUUGUACUGGUAAGCAACUUUAUAAAAAUUGUAAGAGAUACUGGCGACAAAAAUUCAACAUCGAGAAAAUAAUAAAGAAGGUAAAGUUUCAACAACAUAA